AUGGGGCAUUUGGAGUUCCGGGCAGCAGAAUGCAAAGGGCAGGAACCGAGCAUCACCGAAGACUUCUACACGACGCUAUUUCCACGAAACAUCAACGAUGAGGACCUUGUAGAUGGGGCAAGUCCCGGUCCGGCCCCGUAUGACGAACCGAAGUUUACUACUAUGACGUUCCAACUUGUCCGGUUCAACGGCAUGCGAGCUUUACGGCGUAUAGUUCAAAGCACUUACCGCCUUGAACGCCGCAUGCUGGACUCAGGACUCCAUGGAACAUCUCGUCCUGAUCCAGCACAAGAACUCAGAGAUCUUUAUGAGCAGAUCAAAGUGAUGCUCGACGAAGUUCAUGAAGAGAAUCAGCGAAAAUAUUUGCAUAACCUUAACCCAGAGGUACCAAUGGAGAGGCUGACGCUGGGACUGGCUUCACUGUUGGAGUGGCGUGCCUACUUACUGUUUUGGCUUCGGAUGCCGCGUGCUUACCGCGACGUAGUCUUUUCGGACGAGAUCCGCCGAUCGAUCUUCGAGAAGUCGGUAAACUGCGUCGAAACACUAAACGGAGCGGCAGCCGAUGUCGAUGCUGCUCGCUUCCAAUGGCACAUUGGAGGAAUCGCGUCUUUCCAAGCCAUCAUGCAUAUCCUAUCAGAACUCCGCAACCCCCUUUUCAACGCACCUGACCGCCAACGCGCUCUAAGAGCCCUCCAGAUGUCUCGUAUCCUCCGCGAGAACAACAGCGCCAAAGCAUGGCAAGCAGUCAAAAACAUGAUCGACAAGGCCGUCUCAGAACACAAUCUCUCGCCAAGAGGGCCGCCGCAGCCAUCGACUACCUACGUCAGCCAACCCAUCGUGCCUUCCAUUCCCGUGCCGCUGAACAACAACGCACCCAACAGCAACACGGGCGUAUAUCCGGCAAUGCAAGGCAUCCCAAGCUACGCCUACCAAAACCCGUCUGCAGCUUAUAACCAACAAAACAUGCCAGGGCCAUCUCAACCAGAACCCAUGCAGACUCAACCCGACUUGCUACAGUCCAUGCAGUCCAUGCAAGACAAUGCGCCUUGCUGGGACGACAUCAAUCUCAACAACAUCAACAACAUCGUAGGCGACGUACAAGCUAGCACGGAUGUAAUUCCCGACUUUGAUUUCGGUUUCUGGGGCGACCCUUUUAACUACGAAAAUGAACCUGCAGCCAUGCCGUUGCAAGAUGGCUACUUUCCUCAGUGGAGUGGGGGAAUAUGA
Molecule: messenger RNA, 1227 nt
Organism: Alternaria ethzedia
Lineage: Eukaryota; Fungi; Ascomycota; Dothideomycetes; Pleosporales; Pleosporaceae
Exons: 5
Coding region: 1-1227 (408 amino acids)
Source: RefSeq, a predicted model, not a curated record